Molecule: messenger RNA, 1734 nt
Organism: Gadus morhua (Atlantic cod)
Lineage: Eukaryota; Metazoa; Chordata; Actinopteri; Gadiformes; Gadidae
Product: NLR family CARD domain-containing protein 3-like
Exons: 2
Coding region: 85-1419 (444 amino acids)
Molecular function (GO): protein binding
Source: RefSeq, a predicted model, not a curated record
AGGGGCGUUCUGCUUCCCUCUGCUCUCAUCUGGAUAACCACACGCCCUGCGGCAGCCAAUCAGAUCCCUGCUGAGUGUGUUGACAUGGUGACAGAGGUGAGAGGGUUCACCGACCCACAGAAGGAGGACUACUUCAGGAAAAGAUUUGAAGAGGAGACACUGGCCAACACAAUCAUCUCCCACCUUAAGAAAUCACGAAGCCUCCACAUCAUGUGUCACAUCCCAGUCUUCUGUUGGAUCACUGCUACAGUUCUGGAGGACUGCUUCAAAAAAUCCCAGAUGGGAGAAGAGAUGCCCAAGACCGUGACUCAGAUGUACAGCUACUUCUUGAGGGUUCAGUCCAUACAGGGGGACAGGAAGUACCAUGGGAGAGCUGAAACAGAUACAGACUGGAGUUCAGAGAGCAGGGAGAUGAUUGUUACUCUGGGAAAACUGGCUUUUAACCAGCUGGAGAACGGCAACCUGAUCUUCUACGAGGCAGACCUGGCAGAGUGUGGCAUCGAUAUUAGAGCAGCCUCAGUGCACUCAGGAGUGUUCACCCAGAUCUUUAAAGAGGAGUGUGGGCUGUACCAGGACAAGGUGUUCUGCUUUGUCCAUCUGAGCAUCCAGGAGUUUCUGGCUGCCCUUUAUUACAUUCUGUCUUUCCUUGACAUUGGUGUCAAGCUGCUCUCAGAAAAACAACAAACCUCCCGGGAACAGGAACUCCUCCUCCUCUACCAGAAAGUUGUGGACAAGGUUUUAAAGAGUGAGAACGGACACCUGGACUUGUUCCUCCGUUUCCUCCUGGGCCUCUCUCUGGAGACCAAUCAGAAUUAUUUACAAGGUCUGCUGGGAAAGACAGGGAGCGGCCCAGUGUUCCAACAGGGAAUAGUCUCAUACAUAAAGGAGAAGAUAAAUGAAGAUCUCUCUCCAGAGAGAAGCAUCAAUCUGUUCCAUUGUCUGAAUGAGCUGAACGACCGUUCUCUAGUGGAGGAGAUCCAACAGUCCCUGACAUCAGGAAGUCUCUCCGGAGAAGAUCUCUCCCCUGCUCAAUGGUCAGCUCUUGUCUUCAUCUUACUGACAUCAGAAGAGGAGCUGGAAAAGUUUGACCUGAAGAAAUACUCAGCUUCAGAGGAGGGUCUUCUGAGGCUGCUGCCGGUGGUCAAAGUCUCCAAAACAUCUCUGUUGAAUGGCUGUAAUCUGUCAGAGGAAUGCUGUGAAUCUCUGGCCUCAGUUCUCAGCUCCAACUCCUCUAGUCUGAGAGAGCUUGAUCUGAGUAACAAUUAUCUGAAGGAUUCAGGAGUGAAGCUGCUCUCUGCUGGACUGGGGAGUCCAUACUGUACACUGGAAAUUCUCAGGUCAGUUUUACUCAAGGUACAAUUACAAAUAAAUGCUGAAAAUCUAAAUUAUAUAACUCAGCUUAUAUCUCAGUACCUGUGAUGACCACAUUCAUGACUUUGGUAUCAUAUAAAGGCUACACUUUGUUGUUUAGGUGGAUAUUGUAAUACAUCCAUUUGCCUAGUUGGACGCCUAAGACCUCCUGAAAGCCUUAACAGCAAUUAUUUCCAAAAAAGAUUUGAAACCAGCAAUUGUCACACAAAAUGUAUUUUAAAAGCUUACUAUGUCCAGUAUUCGUUGUUCAAAUUAAAAAUAUAUAAACAGGAAUGUGAACAGGUUACAGAAAAAUAUUGUUACAUUGUGUAACCAGGGUGAAGAGACAACUCAUAAAAUCUUAUUGUGAAAUAAUAAAUAAGG